AUGGAAAAGGGAAUUGGGGAAGAAAAGGGUUUGGGUUGGUGCAGAGAUGCCCAUCGUCUAACUCGAAUAAAUGCACAUGAAUUCGACACCGGGAAGAAAUCCAGAGCUAAGAACUCAAAAUAUUCAGCUGAUGAGGAUAUGGAGGAGACAGAUGUUAAAGAUCCAAAUUUAAAGCAAUUUCUGGAGUCUGCUACUUCUCAGAUUAGCCAGCUAGCUCUUUCUAAUAGUCCUACUGGUGUUGCCAAUCUUGCAGCUGUUUUUCUGUUCCCGCUUUUCAUAAAUUAUUUUCAGAUGGGUGUCACUGGAACAGCCACUGCCACUGUUGUGUCUCAAUACAUAGGUAGCUUCUUGAUGAUUUGGUUUCUUAGCAAGAGAGUAAUAUUAUUACCUCCAAAAUUUGGAGAUCUGAAGUUUGGGGUCUAUUUAAAAUCUGGUGGAUUUCUGAUUGGAAGAACUGUGGCUGUUUUGAUAACUAUGACGAUUGGGACCUCGAUGGCUGCUCGUCAAGGUCCUCUAGCUAUGGCUGCUCAUCAAAUCUGUAUGCAAGUGUGGUUGGCUGUCUCUCUUUUAACUGAUGGAUUGGCCGCAUCUGGUCAGGUCUACACUCCGAGGAAUGCGCCUAUACUAGUGAGGAAAUUGAUGUGGUUCGUGAGCAACGGGCUAAGUGUUUUACCCGCAAGUAUUUACUAUUGGCUUGAGCGCGCUUGAUCGAGGUGGUUUAGUUGUUAUAGAACAAUCGUUUCCAUUAAAAUGUAUGCGUACAUUGAAAUUGGAACGUAUAUUUGAAUGUAGUACGUGCACUUUGG
This is a messenger RNA of Spinacia oleracea (spinach), 806 nucleotides long. RefSeq names its product protein DETOXIFICATION 45, chloroplastic-like. The record is from RefSeq and is a predicted model, not a curated record. Gene Ontology annotation, cellular component: chloroplast. The coding region runs from base 1 to 708 and encodes 235 amino acids. Lineage: Eukaryota; Viridiplantae; Streptophyta; Magnoliopsida; Caryophyllales; Amaranthaceae. The transcript is spliced from 6 exons.